Molecule: messenger RNA, 7367 nt
Organism: Pseudophryne corroboree (corroboree frog)
Lineage: Eukaryota; Metazoa; Chordata; Amphibia; Anura; Myobatrachidae
Product: oocyte zinc finger protein XlCOF7.1-like
Exons: 13
Coding region: 128-5182 (1684 amino acids)
Biological process (GO): regulation of transcription by RNA polymerase II
Molecular function (GO): RNA polymerase II cis-regulatory region sequence-specific DNA binding; DNA-binding transcription factor activity, RNA polymerase II-specific
Source: RefSeq, a predicted model, not a curated record
GUCAGGUGGAACGCACAGGCCGGAAGCCGGUGUGUAACGUACUACAACAAGGCAGGCGGAAGUGAGCGGUAGCGACUGCGGGAGGGGGGAGUAUAUAGAAGACCACAAGGAUCUGUACAAGGACGUGAUGGAGAAUCACUGGCCCCUCAUGUCACUGGAUGGACCCAGUAACCGAGAUACCCCAGAGAGAUGUCCCCGUCCUCUUUAUUCACAGGACUGUACAGAGGAGAAUCACAGGAUCCCACAGGAGGAUCAGAUUCACUGUGAAGAUUUGACCAAAAUUAAGGUAGAAGACAUAAAGAGAGAAGAAGAGACGUAUGUGAUCGCUAGAAAGGGUGGAGAAGAGAUGUAUGUAACUGACAUUAAGGCAGAAAAUACAGAUGAAAAAGAGACGUAUGUGACUGAUAUAAAGGCAGUAGAAGAGAUGUAUGUGACUGAUAUAAAGGUAAAAGAAGAGUAUUAUGUGAUUGAUAUAAAGACCGAAGAAGAGACGUGUGUGACUGAUAAUACAGAAGAAGAUACAGAGGGAGAAGAAGAGACGUAUGUGACUGAUAAUACAGAAGAAGAUACAGAAGGAGAAGAAGAGACGUAUGUGACCUACAUUAAGGCAGAAGAUAUAAAGGGAGAAGAAGAGACGUAUGUGAUUGAUAUUAAGGUAGAAGAUAUAAAGGAAGAAGAAGAGACAUAUGUGAUGGGUGAUCAGCAGUGUAAGGAAGAGGAAAUCACUACAGAUACCAGCACAGCACAUAAAUGUAGCAGGAAGAAUGUCUCAGAAGAAUUUUUCAUGCCGUUUCAAAAUCGUGACAUGCAAAGCAACAGCAACACUCAAGAUUCUACACGGGACAGCUCUGUUGUACAUCCAGUAUCUCACAGUGCAGAUGUGUCAACUGCCCCCUCUAAUCAUGGGAAAUGUUCUCCUAAUAACUCAGAUAUUGGAACUUAUAGAACAACAUUUAGAGUCUGUUCUAUAAAUGCAAAAUGUGUUACACAAAGCACAAAGCAUAUUACCGAUCAGUCAGCUAAGGCAGGUGAACAGUCAUUUCCAUGUUCUGAGUGUGGGAAAUGUUUUACACGUAAAUCAAAUCUUGAUAGACAUCAGAGACAUCACAAAGGUGAAAAACCAUUCCCAUGUUCAGAGUGUGGGAAAUGUUUUACACAAAAAUCAAAUCUUGUUAGACAUCAGAGAAAUCACACAGGUGCUAUGCUGUUUCCAUGUUCUGAGUGUGGUAAAAGUUUUACACAGAAAUUACAUCUUAUUACUCAUAAGAAAACUCACACAGGUGAGACACCAUUUCCAUUCACUGAUUGUGGGAAACGUUUUACAGGGAAAUCAGAUUUUGCUAAACAACAGAGACAUCACACAGGUGUGAUGUCAUUACCAUGUUCUGAAUGUGGGAAAUGUUUUACACAUAAAUCAAAUCUUGAUAGACAUCAGAGACAUCACAAAGGUAAAAAACCAUUCCCUUGUUCAGAGUGUGGGAAAUGUUUUACACAAAAAUCAAAUCUUGUUAGACAUCAGAGAAAUCAUACAGGUGAGAUGCCAUUUCCAUGUUCUGAGUGUGGAAAAUGUUUUAAAAAAAAAUCAGAGCUUGCUAUACAUCAGAGACAUCACACAGGUGAGAAGCCAUUUCUAUGUUCUGAGUGUGGGAAAUGUUUUGCACAGAAAUCACAUCUUGGUAGACACUUGAGAAAUCACACAGGAGAUAGGCCAUUUCCAUGUUCUGAGUGUGGGAAAUGUUUUAGACAGAAAUCACAUCUUGGUAGGCACCUGAGAAAUCACACAGGAGAUAAGCCAUUUCCAUGUUCUGAGUGUGAGAAAUGUUUUACACAGAAAUCACAUCUUAUUUACCAUCAGAGAAUUCAUACAAAUGCUACAUCAUUUCCAUCCUCUGAGGGUGGGAAAAGUUUUUCAGAGAAAUCAGAUUUUGGUAUACAACAUAGACAUCACACAGGCAAGAUUACAUUUACAUGUUCUGAGUGUGGGAAAAGUUUUACACAGAAAUCACAUCUUGUUAGACAUCAGAGAAAUCACACAGGUGAGAUACUAUUUCCUUGUGUUGAGUGUGGGAAAUGUUUUAAAAAAAAAUCAGAUCUUGCUAUACAUCAGAGAAAUCACACAGGCAAGAUGCCAUUUACAUGUCCUGAGUGUGGAAAAUGUUUUAAACAGAAAUCACAUCUUGUUACCCAUCAGAGAAUUCACACAGGUAAAAAACUAUUUCCAUCCUCUGAGUGUGGGAAAAGUUUUACAGUGAAAUCAGCCCUUGUAACUCAUCAGAGGCAUUACACAGGUGACAAGCCAUUUCCAUGUUCUGAGUGUGGGAAAUGUUUUGCACAGAAAGUACAUCUUGUUAGACAUCAGAGACAUCACACAGAACAGAAACCAUUUCCAUGUUCUGACUGUGGGAAAGGUUUUCUAUGGAAAUCAGCUUUGGUUACACAUCAGAGAAUUCACACAGGUCAGAAACCAUUUUCAUGCUCUGAGUGUGGGAAAUGCUUUUUACGGAAAUCAUAUCUUGUUAUACAUCAGAGAAUUCACACAGGUAAGAAACCAUUUCCAUGCUCUGAGUGUGGGAAAUGCUUUUUACGGAAACCAGCUCUUAUUACACAUCAGAGAAUUCACACAGGUGAGAAACCAUAUUCAUGCUCUGAGUGUGGGAAAUGCUUUAUACGGAAAUCAGCUCUUGCUACACAUCAAGUAAGUCACACAGUUGAGAAGACAUUUCAGUGUUUUGAGUGCGAGAAAUGUUUUACGCAUAAAUCAGCUCUUGUUAGACAUCACAGACUCCACACAGGUGAGAAACCAUUUCCAUGUUCUGAGUGUGGGAAAUGUUUUACAGAGAACUCAGAUCUUGUUAGACAUCAGAGACAUCACACAGGUGAGAGGCCAUUUCCAUGCUCUGUGUGUGGGAAAUGUUUUGCACGCAAAUCAAUUCUUCUUGCACAUGAAAGAAGUCACACAGGUGAGAAGCCAUUCCAAUGCUCAGAGUGUGGGAAAUGUUUUACACAGAAAAUACAUUUAGUUAUACAUCAGAGCAAUCACACAGGGGAGAACUUUCCAUGCUCUGAGUGUGGGAAAUGUUUUAGAAACAAAUCUAACCUUGUUACGCAUCAGAGAAGUCACUUAGGUGUGAAAUGUGUUAUUACUAGACAUCACGUGAGGAUGAGACAUGUUGCUGAUUCCCUGAGGAUGGACAAGGACCCAAGUCACAUGACUGAGAGGAUACUAAAUCUCACCCUGGAGAUUAUUUAUCUGCUAACUGGGGAGGAUUACAUAAUAAUGAAGAAGACAUCCGAUGAUUGUGUGACACCCAGCAGCCAUCCCGGUGUGUCAGGAGGAUUGCGCAGGACCCAGAGACCCAUCACGGAGCCUCCACCUCACUCACUGAUACAUAAGAGCGGAAAUGAGCAGAAGAUCCUGGAACUCACCAACAAGAUCAUUCAGCUGCUGACUGGAAAGGAGUGGGAGUAUGCAGAGGAACACAAGGGUCUGUACAAGGUCAUAAUGAUGGAGAAUCACCAGCCCCUCUCAUCACUGGAAGGACCCAGUAACCGAGAUACCCCAGAGAGAUGUCCCCAUCCUCUUUAUUCCCAGGAUUGUACAGAGGAGACUCACAGGACCCCACAGGAGGAUCAGGGUGAUGACCUGAUUAAUAUUAAGGUAGAAGAUACAGGAGAAGAAGAGACGUAUGAGAGCAGUGACCAGCAGUCUGAGAAGCAGGAAAUAUCUACAGAUAUCAUUACAGAUGGAUCCAGUAACAGAGAUUCCCCAGAGAUAUUGCUCCAUCCUCUUUAUUCACAGGAUUGUACAGAGGAGAAUCACAGGACCCCACAGGAGGAUCAGGGUAAUUGUCUGGCUUAUAGUAAGGUAGAAGAUAUAGAGGGAGAAGAAGAGAUGUAUGUGAGGGGUGAUCAGCAGUGUAAGGAGGAGGAAAUCCCUACAGAUAUCAGCACAGAUGGACACAAUGCAAGGAUCACCUUGGAUGGACAUCUCCUUUGGUCCCCAGAUUGUAAAUUAGAAGAUAAGAACCUCACACAAGGGUCUCCAGAAGAAAACUGCAUUUCCCUUAAUAUACAUCCAGCAUUUCCCAUUGCAGUUAUAUCAUCUGAUACCUCUUUUCUAGAGGAAUGUUCUCAUGACUCACACAUUGCUGCACAUGGUACACAUCAUAGUGGUGAUACAGUAAUUUCCUCUUCUGAAUGUGGGAAAUAUUUUACACACAAACUAGCUCAUGUUAGACGUAAGAAAACUCAUACAGGUGAAAAAACAUUUCCAUGUUCUGAAUGUGAAAAAUGCUUUAGAUAUAAAUCAGCGCUUGUUAGACAUGAGAGAAGUCACACAGGUGAGAAACCAUUUCUGUGUUCUGAGUGUGGGAAAUGUUUUACACAGAAAUCGCAUCUUGCUGAACAUCAGAAAAACCAUACAGGUGAGAAACCAUUUUCAUGUACAAAGUGUGGGAAAUGUUUUAGACCGAUAUCUGCUCUUCUUAGACACCAGAGAAGUCACACAGGUGAGAAGCCAUUUCUAUGUGCUAAGUGUGGGAAUUGUUUUAAACAGAUAUCUGCUCUUCUUAGACAUCAGAGAAGUCACACAGGUGAGAGGCCAUUUCCAUGUUCUGAGUGUGGGAAAUGUUUUACACGUAAAUCACAUCUUAUUAUACAUCAAAGACUUCAUACAGGUGAGAGGCCAUUUCCAUGUCCUAAGUGUGGGAAAUGUUUUACACAGAAAACAGAUAUGGUUACACAUCAGAGAAGUCACACAGGUGAAAAACCAUUUCAGUGUAGUAAAUGUGGGAAAUGCUUUACACGUAAAUCACAUCUUGUUAUACAUCUAAGAUUUCAUACAGGUGAGAAGCCAUAUCCAUGUUCAGAGUGUGGAAAAUGUUUUACACGUAAAUCACACCUUGUUAUACAUCAUAGACUUCAUACAGGUGAGAAACCAUUUCCAUGUUCUGAGUGUGGAAAUUGUUUUACAUGUAAAUCACAUCUUGUUACACAUCAAAGAAUUCAUACAGGUGAGAAGCCAUUUACAUGCUCUGCGUGUGGGAAAUGUUUUGCACGGCAGUCAAGUCUUAUAAUGCAUCAAAGAAGUCACACAGGUGAAAAACCAUAUCCAUGUACUAAGUGUGGGAAAUGUUUUACACAGAAAUCACAUCUUGUUAAGCAUGAGAAGUCACACAGUUAAGAAUCAGCUGUUGUGUAUAGCAGAAACUCACAGUUACAUUUCCUGGGGUUAAUGUACAUGAAACAGUGUUACAUUCAUAAUUCCAUAACAUAAAAACAACUGGCAGGUGAAGUGAAUAACAUUGAUUAUCCCAUUAUAGUCUCCCAGAAAACAGGUACUGAUAGACCAAAUUGUUAAUCAUCUGGAAAAACAAAUCACUCACUGAUAAUUACAGCUGCUAUUUAAAAAAAAAAAAGUAUGCAAAACCAAUAAAAUGGAGGAUGGCAGUGCCGCUCUUUUAAAUUAAUUUGACGUGGCAGAAUCAAACAAGUUAUUGAUAAUGAACAUCAUAAAAAGUAGUAAAAUAUAUUAAAAUGAUAAUGUAAAAUGCAAUAAUAUUUAUACUUUGGUGUACAUAGUAGAUUCCUGACUCGUGACAAACAUAUAUACGUCUCCACUGACCAAUCCGGUGUGCUGGCUGCAGAUGUACUAAAGUGGCAGAUAGGUAAAAUGUCAAUAGCAGUGAUCCAUUAUAAUGAGGACACUAAUUAUCGGUCAAUUCUGGUAUUGCCUAGGAGUUCAUAUUGUGAAGAUCCUAUAUUCCUUAGAUGUGCAGUCCUGUUUUGUGCGCUCCUCUGGAAUCCAGUUUAUUGUGAGGUUCACUGACCAGAGAGUAGACUAGAUAUGGUGCUUAUGCAGUUGCUGUAAAUGCAAAUUGCCCAGUCCUGUAAUGCUGUUGACUGUUCCAUAUAAUAUGUUGCCAGCACACCCACGGAGAUGAAGGUAAACCCCAAUUUCUGACUGGUUUCACUACUAUAUGAAAGCUUUAUCAAUAUUUUACUCCUUUUUAUGAUGUUAGUCAUCAGUCAGUUUUAUCCACCCGUCGAGUGGGAUAUAUUAGGCAUCAAGUGAGCUCUCAGUUCUUGAAGUUAUCAUGUUGCAAGCAGGAAAAAUGGAUCUGAGUGACUUUAACAAGGGCUAUAUUGAGAUGGCUAGACGACUGUGUCAGAGCAUCUACAAAAUUUCAGGGGUGUUUCCGGUGUGCAGUGGUCACUAUCUACCACAAUUGGUCCACAGAAGGACAAUGACUGGUGAAAGGGUCGUGGCCACCCAAGGCUCAUUGAUAUACUUGUGUAGCAAAAGCUAUCCCUUCUGGUCCAAUUCCACAGAAAAGCUUCUGUAGCACAAAUUCCUGAAAAAUAAUUCUGGCUGAUAGAAAGGUGUCGGAACACACAACUUGCUGCACAUGGGCCUGUGUAUCUGCAGACCGGUCAAAGAGUCCAUGCUGAACUUUGUACAGCACAAAAAGUGUCUACAAUGGGCACUUGAGUAUUAGAACUGGGACAUGGAGAAAUGGAAGAAGGUGUCCUGGUGUAACGAAUCACAUUUUAUUUUAUGUAAUGUGGACAGUCGGGUGUGUGUGUGUCUUAUUUGGGGAAGAGAUGGCACAGGAUCCAUUGAAGAAAGUCAAGCUGGUGGAGGCACUGUGAUGCUCUGUUCUGUUGGGAAAACUUGGGUUCUGGCUUUCAUGUGGAUGUUAACUGUACAGCCGAUGCGUAUUUCGCUUUAUGCUAAAACUUUCUCAGGGCUCUCAAAUGAGCCCAGAGAAAGCUUUAGCAUAAAGCAAAAUGCACAUCGGCUAUAGUAAAACUAAUUAUGUGUUUGUUAGGAUUAGGAGCGACAAGAAAGAAAUAUGUCUGUGCAUAGCGAUUAUUAUUUAAAUGUUGGGGCACAAUUAAGCGUGGUGCACGGAGAAUCACUGCACCAACAACACAAUAUUUACAGGGCAGUGCAUUACUGAGAGGAAUAUACGUAUUUCUAUGUGUAUGCAUAUACAUACUUAUCAUCAAUCGUACAUGCAGAUUUAUAUGCAAAUUAUACCCAUGAUAUACUAAACACACACGCAAAGCACAGUAAAUGCCUCUAGGGGAUUGAGAGAAAAAUACAAUUUAAUACUGUGGUUUCACCCCAAUGGAGAGUAUUAUGACAUAAUGAAUUAUUGUUUCGCAUGCAGUACUUGGUGAAAGGCAUGUGGUAUAUACUGUAACUUGGCAAUCAAACGUGAAGACUAAUUGAUGGGCAAUAUUCAAUCUUGUGGCAUAAGUAAUAUUGUCCUUUAUAAAUGCAAGUUACAAUUCUCAGUGUAGAAACUGUGCUACCCACAGAGUAAAAAUCCAAUAAUAAUAAAGGAGGAUUUAAAGCUUAA